This is a messenger RNA of Ruditapes philippinarum (Manila clam), 971 nucleotides long. RefSeq lists its product as uncharacterized. The record is from RefSeq and is a predicted model, not a curated record. The transcript has 3 exons. Lineage: Eukaryota; Metazoa; Mollusca; Bivalvia; Venerida; Veneridae. The coding region runs from base 30 to 881 and encodes 283 amino acids.
GACAACUAUUUGAAAAAAAUUCUUAUCACAUGGAAAUGGAGUAUUCAAAUGUACAUGCCUAUGUCAUAUGUUUAGCAGUGUUCUUCUUCUUCAGGACAUCACAUUGCUCCCAGAAGAAAGGCAUUGCUCUUAGCCCAAAGCUGUUUCUUUGUGAUGAUUUCCAAGCACUUAAUAAUGUUUCUUGGUGGUAUGACUGGCAGAUGAACUUCUAUCACUAUCACCAUUUUACAAACUGUACAGAUAUCGAUUCGCACAAGUAUAAUCACAUCCCUAUGGUUUGGGGCCAUAACUCACGUCACACAAUUGCAGUUCCUUCAGACACAUGGGCGAUUUUAGGUUUCAAUGAACCAAAUUUUCAUUCUCAGUCAAACCUAACCGCUGCGCAGGCAGUCACAUUUUGGAGGGAUAUUGAAAAACACUCGCAUGGUAAACCACUUGUUAGUCCCGCAGCAGCGCCUUGCUCCACCCACUCAAAAUGUUAUGGCAACUCAUUCGACUGGUUUGACGAUUUUUUCAAACUUUGUCAAGGUUGUCGUAUAGAUUACCUAGCAACACACGCUUACCAUUGCCAUGGCAACACAACAAUGGCGUAUUUACGUGACCUGAAUCAUCGGUACGGGAAAAAGAUCUGGCUAACAGAGUUUGCGUGCCCAAACUCACAUGACAUCCACAAGCAACUGAGAUACAUGCAAGAGCUUCUACCACAGCUAGAAGCUGCCGACUUUGUUUAUAGGUACUCCUGGUAUAAGGCUCGGAUAGUAACUUCUGGACAUAUAACAACUGCCGCCAGCCUUCUCCAUAGUCACUCAUCCAGUUUGACUACACUGGGCAGGUUCUACAACAGUUUCCAAGGCAACAACCAACCCUCUAUUGUUGGUUAACUUUUGUUGGUGCAAAUAUAGUCUUAUUAUUAGAAUGAAAGUUUGAAAUUGUUCAUAUUCAAUAAAGAAACACACAGUUUAAGCUGAAUA